Molecule: messenger RNA, 1125 nt
Organism: Puntigrus tetrazona (Sumatra barb)
Lineage: Eukaryota; Metazoa; Chordata; Actinopteri; Cypriniformes; Cyprinidae
Product: dynein light chain 1, cytoplasmic-like
Exons: 6
Coding region: 779-1045 (88 amino acids)
Biological process (GO): microtubule-based process; cilium assembly
Cellular component (GO): cytoplasmic dynein complex
Molecular function (GO): dynein light intermediate chain binding; dynein intermediate chain binding
Source: RefSeq, a predicted model, not a curated record
GCAGAGGGGUGUAAGAGAGGUUAGAUUGUGAUGUAGAUGAAAACAGGUAGAGUGAGUUAGUUUUAGUCAAAGACACAGAAACUGUAAGAGAAUCAACAUAUAAUCGCUCCGUUCAGAGAUAGACACAUAAACACGAUCAAUGGCGAAAACAUCACUGAACGUACGACAAGCGGACAUGAGUGAUGAGCUGCAGCGGGAGGUUCUCGAGUGCGCUCUUCUGGCCGUGAACAUGCACGAUGAUAACUGGAGCAUUGCUGUGUACAUCAAGGAGGAAUUCGACAGAAGGCACCAGCCCAACUGGCACUGCGUUGUUGGAGACAGUUACAGUUGCUAUACGACAUAUAAUUCGAACUACUUUAUCUCUUUUGAUGUGGGCAAUAGACAUAUAACUCUUUACAAGUCUGACUGAGCAACAGUUCGAAGGCAUUUGAUCGAGGUGCUGGAGUGCAGUGCAUUCAGAUCAAGGCCUCGUCUCGUGUCGUCGCACGGAAAAUGAGAUGCUGAUUUCGCAUGACGAGUGUAAAACUGCAAUAAAUCGGGUCACAAUGCAAUAAAAAAAGCUCUUAAUAAAUGCCCCUCAAGCUUUUAUUUCAAUUUCUAUAUGUUUAGACACAGCUGAUGGUGCAGAAAGGCAUUAAACUUUCAGGAAUGUUGUUCAGGUUGGACUCUGAUGUAAAUAAGAACAGGAGGAGUGAGUUAGUUUUAGUCAAAGACACAGAAACUGAGAGCGAAUCAACAUAUAAUCGCUCUGUUCAGAGAUCGGCACAUAAACACGACCAUGUCGAAAACGAAGAUCACCGUCGCAAAAUCCGACAUGAGCGACGAGAUGCAGCGGGAGGCUCUUGAAUGCGCUCUUCUGGCUGUGAACAUGUACGACAGCAGCAAGGACAUAGCCGUCUACAUCAAGAAGGAAUUCGACCGGCGGUAUCAGCCCUCCUGGCAAUGCAUCGUGGGUAGCUGCGGCAGCCUCGUGUCGCACUCGCGGGGCUGCUACCUCCGCUUCACCGUCGGCAACGAGACCAUCAUGCUGUUCAAGACUAGCUGACGACUCCAACAGCCCCAGGGGAACGAUCACGCCGAACACAUCCGUACCAUAGCCAUCCGAAUAAAAGCCUUGAGAACUUA